This is a messenger RNA of Xiphophorus couchianus (Monterrey platyfish), 3334 nucleotides long. RefSeq names its product meteorin, glial cell differentiation regulator (gene metrn). The record is from RefSeq and is a predicted model, not a curated record. Bases 191 to 1099 code for a protein of 302 amino acids. Gene Ontology annotation, biological process: positive regulation of axonogenesis; glial cell differentiation. NCBI's taxonomy places the organism in Eukaryota, Metazoa, Chordata, Actinopteri, Cyprinodontiformes, Poeciliidae. The transcript has 4 exons. Gene Ontology annotation, molecular function: hormone activity.
UUCUCCAGGGCCGAAUAACUUCACAGCUCCGCGUCUGGAGACGAGCAGAGGCGGCCGGGCAUCCUGCGGAGCUUCAGGCCGACAUGGAGGCUCCGGCGGACAAAACUGCAGCUUCACAGCGGGAGGUUUAAAUAAUAAAAGCAGGUUUGGGAAUAAAAACUAAAUAUUUUAGCGUCAAAUCUGGUUGAAAAUGCCUGGAUUUGGGCGCUGGAUUAACGCAACCUGGAUUUUGCUUUUGGGCAUUUUUCACUCGUGUUUUUCAAGUUACUCUGAAGACCAGUGCAGCUGGAGAGGAAGUGGUUUAUCGCAGCAGCAGGGCAGCGUGGAGCAGAUCUCCCUGCACUGCUCUGAGGGAACCCUGGACUGGCUGUACCCCAAGGGGGCGCUGCGCCUCACCCUCACGCCCCGCCUGGCCCCCGUGGCGGCAGCGGGCCCCGGCGGCGGCGUCAUCACGGCCUGCGUGAAGCCGUCGGAGCGGUUCCACGGCGCCCAGCUGUACCUGGAGAGGGACGGGCUGCUGGAGCUGCUGGUGGGAGACCGGAUGGAGGCGUCGCCCCCGCCGAGGGUCCGCUGCUUCAGCCGCACGCCGGGCCAGAGGCUGGCGCUGUUCCUGCAGGCCACGCCCCAUCAGGACAUCAGCAGGAGGACCGCCUCGUUUCGCUACGAGCUGCGCGGCGGCUGGACGGCGCGCAUGGCGCUGGACUCCAACGCCAUCAGCAGAGAAGAUGCCUGCCGGCCGUGCAACGACACCGAGAUCCUGAUGGCGGUUUGCACCAGCGACUUCGUCGUUCAAGGAAACAUCCGGUCGGUGGAGGAGGACGAAACGCUGCGCGCCGCCGUGAUCAAGGUCAGCGCCACCCGAGUUUUCCGUCAGAAGUACACGCUGUUCACGGGGAGCAGCCGGCUGGCGAGCCGCGGCGAGGUGCGGACGCUGCUGCAGUGCGGCGUCCGGCCGGGACCCGGCAGCUUCCUCUUCACCGGCCGGGUGCACUUCGGCGAGGCCUGGCUGGGCUGCGCGCCGCGCUACAAGGACUUCCAGAGGACUUACUCUCUGGCCAAAGCCGCCCAGCAGAUCCCCUGUGAGCUUCCCAUAGACUGAGACGCUCGGAUCAGAACCGUGGUGCUAGACGCCGCCGUGGCUUGAAGUGAAUCCUCAGCAUGACUUCCUGGACUUGGACGAAAGAAUUUUAGCUUUGGACAUUUUUCUCAAGCGGGUCGUCUGAGGCUCAUCGGUUUAAAACUCAGGAAAACAAGGAGAACUCCCAGAGAAAUCUCACUUGUUUGGUGCGAAACUCAGAACGUUUUCUUCGGUGUUUUUGGUCGGAUGACGUAAGACGGCGACGUUCAGGCGCCGUGUUGUCGUCUAAACGGAGAGGGAGGGCGGGACAAUAAAUCAAUACCGAUAAAUAUCACCAUCUGUGAUCAAUACCAACAGAAAAUACAUCUCAUAGAAUAUUCACUGAACUCACUCGUUCUCUGGUUGCCUAGCAACAUGCUGUAAGGAGGAGUUUCAAGUUCCCCCAAAUUUCGGUUACCUAGCAACGAGCUACUGAGUAACUUACAGCAGUUUCAAGUUUCCCCACCGUUCCUCAUAAAAACAUAAGACACAACGAACAGAGUUAAAACACCAACAUCUGGCAUCACGUCAGAUAUUUAAAACAUAAUCAAUGAUUAUUGAUAUCGGCUGAUAUGAAACGUUUGCAUUGUGAUCGUCCAGCCCUACCAGGAGGUUCGAUAAAAACCUCAUGAAAGGAAUCGCUGAAGAAUAUUUGCACUCAGAGGAAGAAGGGAAAAUGCUGCAAGCACUGAAAACCAAAUGAGACAAGAAAGCAACUUUAUGUAGCGUAGUGGAGCAACCGAGAAUUUAAUAUAUGUUCAGAUGAUGUGAGAUCAGGUUAUGUUGCCAUCAUGGAUUUACUUUUUGUUGUACACAAUCUGCCAGAAUAAAUCAGUUGGAGAUUAGACAAAACAGCCAUAAAUCUGGUUAUUAAAAAAACAGCUGAAAUAAAUAAAAUGAAUAUCAACGGGUAUUAAUCCUCUAAAUAAAAAUUUUAGAGAUGCACCAACAUAUCUGCUGUCGACUGGCUGGCAACUGAAAACUCCGAUAUUUUUCCAAUCAUUGAACACAACCAGGAGCUACCAGUUUUGCUCUUCAGUGUAGAAGUUGAUGCUGAGUGAAGACAACUUAGCAUUAGCCACUGUAAGCUCUAAUAAGUAAUGAAAAUGUGUUUUCAGCAAUGUAAUGAGUCUUGUUUGUGUUUCGUUAAGGCUGUAGAGAGACCUGGACUUUCAGUAGAAAACAGGAAGGCUGAACUCCAGCUGGAAAUGCUAACAGGCUUUUGGAAAUAACAGACCCAAAGUUUUUAACUGUCUCUGUUCCCCCAGAAACGUAAAUAUUUUUAGCAGGUUCUAAAAGUGACCUAUGACCCCAAACACAUUAUAUGACAACAACAAGGGCGGAUUACUUGUUUGUUUUGUCUUAUUAGUUUUAGUGGAAGUGAGACAAAACUCAAAUUCACUCGCGCCUCGUUGCUUUCCAUUUUUAUUUUCUUUUUUCGUUUACUGCUAAUCUCAUGUGGAGGCCUGAUGUCCCAGACUGCAUGCUUAGCGCCACUCACUGGUCUGGAGGAGUAAAAACCUUUUGCGUUUUUCUCUGUUUCCUUGUGGAUGGAAAUAUUUCAGAGAAAAACCCCAAUAGGUUUUAAAGAGAAAUGAUGAAUGCAUCUCUACGUUUUACCGCAGCGUAUUAGGACCAGAGCAAAAUUAAUUAAUUACAACAAGACAUUUGUACAAGAAUAAAGUCAUAAUAAGAUAAUAAAGUAGUAAUUUUAUGAGAACUCCUACUAAGAAAAGCAUCUUGUGAAGUUAUACUUUGGUUUCAGUUUUACAAAUAAGGAAAUAUUUAAUAUUUUAGCACAUUCACAUCAAAUGAUCAUUUAUGAAAAGAUUGUUUUAUUUCAAAUAAAGAACCACACAGGCGUAUUACUCCAUCAAAGCUUUUCUCUCAUAAAAACUGCUUUUUUAUUGUAAUAUUUUUAGUUUCUUUUGGUAAUAUUUUCACUUUAUUGUUGUAUUUUUUCUAAAUCCUCUUGGUUUUGUCCCAACAAGUUUAAAGGUUUUCCAGGUUUCAUGUGAUCAUAAAGGAGCAAAGGUUCACACCAAAUUACCAUAAAAUGCUUCUGCUGCCAUUUUUUAUGAUGUAAAUUUAUGUUAAUAUCAGACUGAAUGUAAAUAUGUUCAUAAGAAAUUUUAUAAAGAAAGAAAUAAAAAAAAUAUUGUGGAUUAUUUUUACGUUGUGUUUUGUGCUAUUAAAAUAUCGUCUAAGAAGGAAAAA